AUGAAAUUACUCGCUGCAGCACUCGGACUUCUAUCCAUCGCCCGAUUCGUGCCAUUUGCAUUCUGCUUUCAGGUCUCGGACGCUGUCGUACGUUCUACAAAAUUCCCUGAUCUAUAUGAAGCAUCCGUGCUCGAAUUACAAAAUGGUCUUGAGCAAGGGGACUUCUCCAGUGUCGACCUUGUUCAAGCCUACUUCGCACGGAUAGAAGAAGUUAACCUUCAGGGGCCGGCUCUCCGGGCGGUUCUGGAGACGAACCCGUCAGCAAUAGCUCAAGCACAAGCACUCGAUGCUGAGAGAAAGGAAAGCGGUCCUCGCAGUUUGUUGCAUGGUAUUCCGGUUCUCGUCAAAGAUAAUAUCGCAACAGUUGCGUCUGAAGGGAUGAACACGACAGCCGGAUCCUUUUCUCUCUUGAAAUCAAUCGUACCAGACGAUGCAGGAGUCAUCAAGAAACUUCGAGCAGCCGGGGCAAUCAUUCUUGGGAAAGCCAAUCUCUCAGAAUGGGCUCAUUUCAGAGGUAAUCUCGCAUCUGGUUGGUCCGGCCGCGGAGGACAAUCGACGAAUGCGUACUUCCCUAAUGCCGACCCGUGCGGUUCUUCCUCCGGUUCCGGGAUCGCAGCGUCGAUUGGCCUUGCCGCAGUGACCCUUGGAACGGAAACCGACGGGAGUAUUACAUGCCCAACUAGUAACAAUAAUCUAGCUGGGAUCAAACCGAGUGUUGGUUUGACUUCUCGAGCUGGAGUUGUACCCAUUUCCGAGCACCAAGAUACAGUCGGGCCAAUGACACGAUCUGUCUCCGAUGCAGCCAUAGUUCUGUCCGUUAUUGCUGGUCCAGAUCCGAACGACAACUUCACUCUCGCUCAGCCAUCCCCCGUUCCGGACUUUACACGUGCACUUAAUAAGGAUGCACUCAGCGGUGCUCGUAUCGGUGUCCCACGUCGCGUCUUCUUGAACGAUAGCAUCACGGGAAACGAUCCGUUCGUGAACCAAGUGUUUGAGCAAGCAAUCGAGACGAUUAAAGGUCUCGGGGCAACCGUAGUUGACCCUGCUGAUCUACCAAGUGCAGACGAGAUAGCCGUGAGCAACAACGAGACGAUUGUACUUGAUAUCGACUUUAAGGUCCAAUUGAAUGCUUACUUUGAAGCACUGCUUGAAAAUCCUAGUGGUGUCCGCAGUCUCGCAGAUCUGAUCGCCUUCGACAAUAACAAUCCAUCUCUUGAAGAACCAACCGACUUCACCGACCAGCUUAUUGAAUCGGAGGCAACGAACGGAUUCAGCUCCACAUACUUCCAAUCGCUUGCUUUCGACAAAGACUUGGGCGCAACGAGAGGGAUUGAUGCCGUCCUUCAAGCGCAUAACCUCGACGCACUUAUCCUUCCUGCUCCUGGAUUUACAACAGUACCAGCAGCCAUCGCCGGUUACCCAAUCGUCACCGUCCCUCUCGGAUUCUAUCCGGAUAAUGUGACGAUACAAAGUGCAGGACCUCUCACAGUCUAUCCCGCACCUGGCGUUCCCCUUGGGUUAUCUUUCCUCGGAACUGCUUUCAGCGAAUUUGACUUGAUCGGAUUUGCGUUUGCCUAUGAGCAAAAGACGAAGACGCGUUUGCAGAGAAGGGCCUUCCCUGCUGCCAUUCCAACGACGCAACUCCAAGAUGUGAUUGGAAAAUAA
Fomitiporia mediterranea MF3/22 is the source of this 1665-nucleotide messenger RNA. Its product is annotated as amidase signature enzyme. The transcript is spliced from 8 exons. The record is from RefSeq and is a predicted model, not a curated record. NCBI's taxonomy places the organism in Eukaryota, Fungi, Basidiomycota, Agaricomycetes, Hymenochaetales, Hymenochaetaceae. The coding region runs from base 1 to 1665 and encodes 554 amino acids.